Molecule: messenger RNA, 1644 nt
Organism: Closterium sp. NIES-67
Lineage: Eukaryota; Viridiplantae; Streptophyta; Zygnematophyceae; Desmidiales; Closteriaceae
Source: the annotation of a GenBank genome assembly
UUUUGAGCUGGGCCUUGCGACGCAUCCACCGUGCUAACUAUGCGUAGAAUUGGCCGUGCGUCACCAUUGAGUUGCUGCUCGCUACGCUGAUCAGAAACCCGCUCGCUGCCCACCGCCCUCCGACACAAAGCUUCAAAACUCGUAGUAAAUAACGAGGGAUCUUCAAAAAUCUCAAAUAUCCCAGUCGAAUCUCACAUGACCUAGACUCAGCGGAUCCUCGCCUAGCUUCCGCGCUGCCUCUGAUUCCGGUCUGCAGUGCAGCUCCCGCGCGGCGGAUUCUCCCCGCGCGAAGCCAUGACAGUCCGCUUCCGCCGUCGGUCCGCGCUCCCCCGCUCCCCCUCGUCUCCGCCCGAUAUCUGCAGGCAACUCUCUUCCCCCUCCGCGUCCCCUUCUCCUCCCCCCUUCCGCCCGAGACUGCCGCUCUCCCUCCUUUUGCUCUUCCUCCUCCUCCUCGUUCUCUCGCCUCCUUCCCUCCUCCCCCUCCCCUUCCCCCUCCCCUUUCCCCUCCCCUUCUCCCUCCCCCUUUCCCUCCCCCGCUCCGCUCCCUUUACCGCGCUCGCGCGCGAGCGGCAAGACUUAGGCCAGAAUGACUACGACAUGUGGGAUUACGGGGGGGAGGGGGGAGGAGGGGCGGGCGCGGGGGGGGAGGCGGAUGGCGCGGGCGUGGGGGGCGGCGCAGGGGCGCAGGAGUGGGCGGAACCGGGCCCGGGGGAGCAUGUAGAGGGGGUGCUGGAUCUGGACGAUGUGACUAUAGUGAAGGUGGUGGGGGGGCGAUGGCGCGUGCUGGUGGAAUGGUACGAUCCAAGUGACAAGGCGAGCCAGGACGUGCUUCCCCAUGUGCGCCAUGCAUCCGCUCUGCUUGUGGAUCGCAAGGACUGCCUACUGGCCAAGGUGGACGCAGCAAAGUACCCCCACCUCGCGGCGAGACAUGGCGUCAAAUCCCUUCCCCAAUUCGUGCUGUUUGACUUCAACGAUUCCUUUGGCACACACUACACCGGACCUAUGGCAUCACAGUCUCUGGCGAACUUCCUAAUGCACGGCCAUGCGCAAGCCGGCCCCCUAGACUCCCUCCGCAAGGCCACGCGUGCGUUCGUUGACUUCCGCUCUGAUACCACGCGCAGGGGAAAGGCACACCAGGAGGCACAGCAGGUCGUGCAGGGGCUGCCAGCUGAUGCCAGGGAGAGCGGAGAGUACUACCUCAAAGUGAUGUCAGCAGUCAUUGAGAGGGGCGAAGACUUCAUUGCCAAGGAGCUUGCACGCCUCAAGGGUCUUGUCUCCUCAUCCAGCCUGCCUCCCGCCAAGCACUCGGAGUUCCACCGCCGCCUCACCAUCCUCAAGGAGUUUGAGAUAAAGGACGAGCUGUGACCAGUUCGCAUCACACGCAACCAGCAUGCAAUGCAGCACAUCCUCAUGAUUCCUGACCCUUGCGAGGCUUGCGAUGGUAUGGUAUCUUUGUACCUCUCCAUCCAGUACAGACGUUCACAUCAACAGUGCCGUAUCCAUGUGCAUGCCUGGUUUUACCAGUACUGGUAGGGUAUGGAGGGAGGGAGAUGGGAGGUUCACAGGUGUUCGAUUGCUUGUGAAGUUUCGUAUCACUGUGCAUGCCCUGUAUAAUGUAAAAGAACUAUUACCGGUAGUACACAA